AUGUCUUCAGCUACAACUGAUUAUAUCAGCGAAACCUCAAAUGUAACAUCUGAUGCUAUUGCGAUAGUACAAACCUUCACAAGCCAAUCAGCUGUAGUAGCCGAUGCAAUAUCACCAUUCAUACCAUUGGUGGCUGAAGUAGCAAACUUAGUUAACGAAAUCAUUCAAAUAUAUCAAACAGCUGAACAUAACAAGCGAAUCUGUGGCUCAUUGUUGUCGCGUGCCACCGCAGCUGAGACCUCCGUAAACCUUUUGAAAAUAAGACGUUCAGAAUAUGAAGAAUCCUUCAAAUCAAAGGAAUUUUACAUUAAUCUUCAGAAAUUGGUGACUGUCAUUGAGAAAAUUAAAAAUUUUAUUAAAGAAGUAUCGCAGAUUAAAGGAUUGCGAAGAUUUAUGUCUGCAAGAUCAAUUGAAGGUGAAUUUCAAGAUUUAAUCGAAGAAUUUGAUGGGUUGAUGAGAGUCUUGAAUUUCACCAUGGCCGUAAAAAAUCAGAUCCAGGCGGAGGAAGACAAGAAAGUCCUUGAUCACGAUAUCAAGGAAAUGAAGAAGUAUCUUAAGAAGAUUAAAGGUGGUAUUGUUAACAGUAUGUCAGAAAUCAACGCUUCGUUAGAUGACAUUGCACAACUAAAUAUUGCUUGGCAAAAGAAAUUAUUUAACGAUGACGGAAACGUGCUGGAAUCUGUAACCAUAAAUAUGGGUGAAUUUCAGGAUCCUCCAGAACAAAUAAGACGAGGAAACAAGGUGCAUAAAAAAAUACGAAUGGGCGAAGAGGUUGCGAUUAAAGAAAUAAUUCUGAUUAAUAAUGAUAAGAGAUUGAUAAACGAUAUAAUUAGUCAAGUAGUAAUAUUAAAGAAGCUUAAAGAGUCACAAUACAUUCUUCAAUUCUACGGUAUCACUAAGGAUGCCAAUGCAAUUUAUAUGGUUUCCGAAUGGUGUGAAUAUGGGAAUCUACGAGAAUUCUAUAAUGAGUAUGGUCCACUUGAAUGGCGUACAAAAUCUCAACUAGCAGUUGAUAUUUCGCGUGGAUUGACCUUUCUUCAUGCGGUUUCUAUAUUACAUCACGAUAUUCGUCCAGAAAAUAUCCUUGUAUCAAUUCACCACCAGGCGAAAAUUGCAAAUUUUACUUUGAGCCGUGGGUUCGCGGAUCCAACUAGAGAUAUAUCACCAACUAUAGGAACAAUCAAGUGGAUGGCCCCCGAAAAACUGAGGGAUCAUCGUAAUCCGUAUACAAUCAAAUGCGAGAUUUAUAGUUUUGGGAUAUUAUUAUGGGAAAUCGCUGAGGAAAAACCACCAUUUCAAGAAGAACGUGAUUUAUUAGAGAUUCGAAAAAAGGUGCUGGAAUUAAAGAUCCGACCAUCUUUCAGUACCGAUGUUCCUCAAGAAUGGUCAAAAACCUCAUAUCAAGCAAUGCAAGAUAACCCAAAUGCGCGUCCAGCACUCAAGGAUAUAUUUAUGGCAUUACAUAGUUUCUGCCAAAAAUACCAAUCACGAUCUCCAAGACCUCAUCCACCUGGUCGUAUGCCCACAGAAGAGGAAUUACCGGAUGUUGACGAGGACUUGGCUUUAGAUGAUUUAUCAUUGAAUGUGAUGAGUUUGAAGGAAGCUAUUACAGAACAUAGGAAGAAGGACAGUGAUAAAUUAAAGGUCUGGGAGGCUUUUAAAGUACACGCCGAAGAAUUUGGUGAUAUCACCGCGAGAUACUGGAUGGGUUAUUAUUUGUACUAUGGUUUAUGCCCGGUCGAGAAUCCUGGGGACAAAGAAGCCAAAAAACAAAGGUUGAAACAGGCUGCAUCGCUUUUUAAAGAGGCCGCGGAUAAAGGAAUUGUAGAAGCUCAAUUGCGUUAUGGUCAUUGUCUGUGGUCAGGCGAAGGCGUCCAGCGUAAUUACAAGGAGGCUAUUGAAUAUUUCGCUCAAUCAGCUGACAAUGGAAAUUCCACCGCAAUGUAUAACAUAGGAAACGUAUAUUAUAACGGGCUGGCAGUACCAAAGGAUGAAAAGAAAGGAGUCAGGUAUUUGAGGUUAGCUGCCCUACAGGGGCAAACCAAGGCUUUAGAUAUGUGCAAGAAAAAUGGAAUUCAUUUGGCUUAG
This is a messenger RNA of Acaulospora morrowiae, 2088 nucleotides long. NCBI's taxonomy places the organism in Eukaryota, Fungi, Glomeromycota, Glomeromycetes, Diversisporales, Acaulosporaceae. The record is from the annotation of a GenBank genome assembly.